CCUUUUCCUCAUUCAUCCUUCCCUUUUCAGUGCAAUUGCCAGGCAACUAGAAAUGCUGAUAUGACUGUGGCCUCCCUCCCUGUCCCUCCCCCUUUAUUCAGGCACCGAUAGGCUCAGCUUGCGGCCACUGUGCCCCUCGGACAUGCACCACACAUCUCCAGUGGACCUUGAUCUGGGAUGGAGAAGCAUUGGUGGAUUCAUAGGAGACGCGUGGGGUGAGCGUACACAGUGGCCAUGACUAAUGCUGGCAGCGGCUCUGCAGGAAAUUCUUCUGCAGUCUGGAAAAAAACUACUUAAGCUGUAAUUGUACCUUUCUGGAUCUGAUUCCCAGGCACAAUAUAAAGAGCCUCUUUCACUGAAACAGCCCAGCAGCAUAAGAUUUAGCAGGAACUUUUCUCUUUAGAUAUUCGUCCUUUGAAAGUCAUUGGGAGUGAAGCAAGCAACUGGUUCUGCAGAUAUCUGAUGGAAGCUCCUGUGCCAGACAUUUGCCAUUGAGGAACCUGGUUUUUUUAAAUAGAAUGUGAUGAAAAAAGUAAUGAAAGCUGGAAAGGUACCAGGAUGAGUGUGCAGACAACCGCAACUACAAAGAAUGGUUUUGAGGACCCUUUGUGUUUGGAUAAUAACAAUGGAAAUAAUUGUGAAAGUAAAAAUAUUGCCAGGUGCCCAAAAUAUGAAUGGAAUGCAAAUGUUAAUGGUCAGGGCCCUGGGGUGAACAACCAUUCCAUUUUGGACCAGCAGAGUGACAAUGAUAUUAAUAAACAUCAUUUAUUGCAGAGCCCUAAUGCCUUGGAGCUGGACAGCACUUUGGACUAUAUAGGUAAUGCAGGAGGAUACUGUGAUACCUUUCUCCAAAAAGCUGAAAAGGGAUGUAAAAUUGUUAAUUCCAGCCUUUCACUUGAAAAUACAGUGGAAGAAGAUGAAACUGUUGAUUAUAUUAACAAUGAGCUCUGUGAUAAAAGAAAAGAUGCUUUAUUUCCUCCCCCUGUACCAAUCCAAACUUCAGGAUCUAAUGAAAUCAAUAAGGGUUUUGGUGCUAUCACAGAUAAGGACAGUGCAUACAGCGAGAAUGCGGAGCAGUCGCUUUGCGUACAGGAAUCCACUGAUUAUUUGUGCAACGUGGAGCCCAAUUAUGUUCAGUCAUGUCUUAGUGAUAUGAAUAAACUGUGUAGGAAUGAGACUAAUAGUUUGGCAGAUACUGGCACAACUGAUAACAAAUAUGACUGCAAAUCAAGUUUUGACAUUUUAAGCUUGUCGUUGGACUUCAGCGAUGAAAUGUGUAUGAGGAAAAAUAGUUUGGUUUCAAGUGGUUCUGAGAAGCCCCAUAGCGCUUCAAUACUUGAAGCUUCAGCAUUACCCAAUAGUUCCAUUGAUGUGUUUACAGGGUGUGUAAAGAAGACUGAUAAUAUUCCUGGUUUUUGUCAGGGUGCUGAACUUUCCAUAAGAGACCUGAAUUAUCUUGAAGUUCCUCAUCACAAAGAUUCCAAAGAGACACCACAGAGUAGGAUCUCUCUCACUCCAGAGCACAGCGUAUUUACGAAUGAAACCAGCGAAGUGAUGGUAGAAGUGAAUGCUUGUAGGGCGACGGAUAAAACCGAGGAAGCACACCUUCUAAAACUAAGAUUCAGUGGAAAUGAUGAAGAGGGUUCUGCCCCUGGGGCAUCACAGGAAGAAUUGGUUUCAGAUUCUGUCCCUGCGGUGGCCCAGGAAGAACUUGUCACAGAUUUAAUUAAAGAUAGAAACAGUAUUAAAAACCAAGAAGUUGAUGGUGAAGCACAUUCUUUAGAGUCUCCCACUAGACCAGAUUCUUCCAGUGCAGAAUUCAAGGAUUUGUUCAGUAAUGUAUCAGGACAAAACUGUGAAGAGACUUUUAUAAUAUGUAGCCCAAAUUCAGGAACUGGGCCUAAAGCCUUCACCUCCACGCCAUUGCCUGAAUCCAAAAAUAUUACUUUCUCUGUCCCAGUGCUGGAGAGUAUCACAGAGAGCAAAGAGCUCCAGCACAACUUUGAAGCUGUUAAGGACAACCAAGAAGGAUUAGGAGUUGGCACUGACAGCAAUACAGCAACAAAACCAACAAAUAAGAAACCUGCCGCAGUUUCCGUAGCUGGAAAAGCAAAGAAAAAUGAAGUUAUAAGCUUUCCUAAACCCAAUUUUAAGAAUGUCAAAGCAAAAGUAUUUACUAGAUCAUCCUUACAAGCUAAGGAAUGGAAUCUGUCUGCUGCUAAAACAUCUCCUAGAUCACCUCCAUCGUUGUCGAAUACAUCUUCACCCGCCCAAUCUCCACGACCAUUGCCAUCUGCUGUCAAAACUGUUCGCAAAAGGUCUGUGAUAGACCAAGAUGUGAAAGCUGAAGCAGCUAUUGCUAAAUCUCAGAAGCAGCCAAUUACUAAGCAGCUCUUCCCUAGCCAGGCUGCACAUGUCCCAACCCAUUCAAAACAUGCUUUAGGUAAGGUUCCCAGAGCUGCUGCUUUAAAGCACACUCAAGAUGAGACCGAGAGAGCGAGUUCUUCAAAUUCAACACGCUCCUCUGGCUCUGCUGCUGCUGCCUUAACUUGCACGGCAGGCUCCAGAGUGACAGAAAGAAAGAGCGAAAAGGCAAGGACUUCCGCAAAGCCCAGUGCACCAAAUGCAGAACUUAUGGGGCCAGACAAAAUUGAGCACAAAAGAAUAAUUCACCCUCCACUUGACAAAGCAGAAUCUCUUAAGGAAGCAAAGGAAGUCACUGUACCUGGAGAUAUGGACAUCUUGGCUAACAUAGUGCCUUUACCUACAAAGUUGGCAAUUCCAAGCAGCAGAAAUUUGCAUAAGGAGCUGAUACUUGGUAUCAAGAAUGUAGCCUCUCAGCCUGCCAAGGGGAGGCUACAGGCCACCGGGCAGAGGCGGGGAAGCCUGGGCAGAAACAUCUUGACCAUCAGAGUGUCCUCUCCUCCGAGGGAGAAACCGCAAGCGACUGUUGAGGGAGGAUUAUAUUCUCCCAAGGGAAGGCCUAUUUCUCUAAAAGCCUCAGCAGCGAAUGGGACGAGAUCCUUACCUAGAUCCAGACUGCCCUGUAGAGGAACCGCACUCCAGAGAACAACUAGUGUCUCUUCUGUGUGCAGCACGCAGAGCGAGCAGAGCAAUUUGAGUUGUAGGUCUACAACCACCACCAGCAGCAUCAAAACUGAGGAUGUUCCUACUGUAAAAUGUAUACGACCAAACUCUGCCUCAGGUGCCCUAACCGCAAAGACUUCAAUUCCAAGGGGCAGAUCUCAGUCCCUCAAAGUCACCCAGACAGUUACAGUUACUAAGAAAAGCCCUUCUGGUAUCCCAGCUUUGCCGCGGUCAUCUGGGCCAGCAGUGUCUUUGACCAAGAAGCUAGAAGCAAAAUCACUUCAGAAUGUCGAAAAAAAUAAGCCGAAGACGAGCCCAAGAGGUCCAGUUAUACAAGCACAGACACCUCCAGUUGAUCCUAAAUCAGCUGAACUAACCCACUGCAAAGCCGUGUGUGAGCAGCAGAAAGGGGUUAUCGAGAACCUGAAAAAUCUCCUCACCAGCAGUAACCAAAAGUUUGAGGCACUGACUGUGGUGGUCCAACAACUUAUAAUCCAGCGUGAAGAUACCCUCAAGAAACGCAAAGCCCUAUCUCAAGAACUUCUCGGCUUACGUGGGGAUUUGGUGUGUGCAAGCAGUACAUGCGAGAAAUUGGAAAAGGAGAAGAAUGAUCUGCUGAUAGCUUAUGAAGGCAUCCUACAAAAGGUGAAAGAGGAACACCAUGCGGAGCUUUCAGAUAUUGAGGAGAAGCUAAAACAGUUCUACACAGGAGAGUGUGAGAAACUGCAGAGCAUAUUUAUUGAGGAGGCUGAGAAAUACAAGAAUGAACUCCAAGAAAAGGUUGAUGACCUCAAUGCUACACAUGAAACUUACAGGCUGGAGGCAGACACCAGUCAUGCAGAAACAAUAAAUAUACUUAAGGAAGACUAUGAAAAAUCUUUAACAGAACUAAAGAAUGCCAAUGAGAGAGAAAAUAAGAUAUUGGAAGAUUCUUUGAAAGAGAAGCAAGCAGAAGUGGAGAAAAAGAUAUUUGAGCUUAAAGACGAGAAUGAAUCUUUAAAGGAGAAGCUAAAGUAUGAGGAAGAACAAAGAAAACUAUCCAAAGAAAAAUCUGUCCAGAAGAAUCCUCAGGUCAUGUACCUGGAGCAGGAGCUGGAGAGCCUAAAAGCAGUGUUAGAAAUUAAAAAUGAGAAGUUACACCAACAAGAUAAGAAGCUCAUGCAAAUCGAGAAGCUGGUGGAAACCAAUACAACCCUUGUGGAAAAACUGAACAAAUGCCAGCAAGAGAAUGAGGAUCUGAAAGCUCGAAUGGCGAAUCAUGUAGCUUUGUCACGGCAACUUUCUACUGAGCAGGAGGUGCUGCAGCGAUCACUGGAUAAAGAAUCCAAAGCCAACAAACGUCUGUCAAUGGAAAAUGAAGAGCUUCUGUGGAAACUCCACAACGGUGACCUAUGCAGCCCCAAAAAACUGUCUCCAUCUUCACCUGGAAUUCCCUUCCAUUCUUCACGGAAUUCAGGAACUUUCUCAAGUCCAACAGUGUCCCCCAGAUGACACUUUUCCAAUGCUUCAACACUUCAAGCAGACAUUUCAGGAGAGUUCUGGGAUAUAUCUGGACACUAACCAUUGAAGUCAAGGCUAUAUUAGCUACGUUAUGAUGACUGGAAUUUGGGAUAUGGGUAAUGGUUACUGGAAAUAAAGGGGGCGAUGUUCCUCCUUUAAAGAAAAGACAUUUAUACUUAAAAACAAAAGAAAAAAAAUAACAAAAAAAACUUUGUUGCACAAAGCACUUACCUAGCAAGAUACAUCUGUUCUUGCAUUUUGCCUUUUUUCACCUACAGCGAGUAUAUAGGGGAAAAAGCUCAGGGUUUGUAGAUAAAAGAUCACAACCUUUAUAUAGAUUUUCACCUGUAGUAUUGUUUUUUCCCCCUUUACGAUAGGGUGCGUGUGAUGUCAAUGUAACGGAUGUUUUAUGAUGUGUGCUUCAUGCUGCCUUCUUUGUUCUAAAGGACAAUAAAGUUAUUUCUGAUGGAUAGAACUCCCAUUUUAAAUGAAACUUAGAACAAGGUAAGACUGCCAUUCCUGUUGGUCGCCACUUCAGUGUCUAUGAAUGACUCCUUUUAACACUAGAACAAUAUUCCAAGGGGUUUCUUACCCUUCCUCACUUUGCCUUCAUGAAUUUAGCAGAGAGACUUCCUGCUCACAUCAAAUUCCUAACCAACACUUCUCAUGCCUGCUACAACAAGGACUUACAAUUCUGACUUUUUUUUCCAGCAAUGAUCCAUUAUUUUGGACUAUGCAAGGGGCACUCCUGUUUACUUGGGGUGUUUAACUUUAUUUCAGUCAUUAUCUAUGCUAUGAAUGCAGUUGUGUUCCUGUAGUUAUUGCAGCACUGUGGUUAGUUGGAGAUCAGAAGCUUAUCCGCACAAACGUCAAGGUUACAGGCAAACUAAGCCAAGAAAGGCAACCUGGAUGCAUCUUCCAGCAGAAGCCCACAGUGCUUGCCAGGCCUGGCUUAUACCCCAUGUCUCUUUGGCAGUGAUUUAUGCAGGAUUUGGUGCUCCACCUGUCGGAGUUGUGACUCCCAUCAUGUCUCCUCCAGCAGAACUAGUAGUUCUUUUACUUCCACAGCACAGAUAUUUACUGCCUUUAAUCUAUCUGUUCUCUUCUUGAAUCCAGUGCUGAAAAAACGUAUAUCUUUUUUCUCCAUUUUGUUAAUUUUCACUUUCAGAGAAGGAAUUCCAAAGAUUUUUUUGAACAUUUGAUAAAUUAUUACAGAUUUUAUUGCCUUGAGUUUAUCAACCUAUGUCUUUUUGUGCAUUGUCGUCUUUAUCAUAGGAUUAUCUGAGGCACUGAAGUUGAAAUGGUAAAUGUGGGCACAGAAGAGUCAAAUGUUGUGUUUUUUUUUUUUUUUCCCUUUCAUUUUCAUCUGUGUCAUACAAAUGUUUGUAGCUUAGAAAAAAUAUGGAUGUAUAAAAGAAAUUAUAAAGCUGUAGUUGCUUGGUUUGUAAUGAUAAAAUAUAUGCUGAUCUGUAAUAAGAAAAUAAAUUUAUUGGUGCAAUAAUUUACUUCAUACAGUC
Molecule: messenger RNA, 6104 nt
Organism: Xenopus tropicalis (tropical clawed frog)
Lineage: Eukaryota; Metazoa; Chordata; Amphibia; Anura; Pipidae
Gene: mtus1
Product: microtubule associated scaffold protein 1
Exons: 15
Coding region: 559-4578 (1339 amino acids)
Cellular component (GO): nucleus
Source: RefSeq, a predicted model, not a curated record